This is a messenger RNA of Drosophila hydei, 3049 nucleotides long. RefSeq lists its product as uncharacterized. The coding region runs from base 290 to 2509 and encodes 739 amino acids. Gene Ontology annotation, biological process: proteolysis. Lineage: Eukaryota; Metazoa; Arthropoda; Insecta; Diptera; Drosophilidae. The record is from RefSeq and is a predicted model, not a curated record. Gene Ontology annotation, molecular function: serine-type endopeptidase activity. The transcript is spliced from 7 exons.
GUGUGUGUGCGUGCUUUAUUUGGGCAGCGAGGCUGAAGCUGUAGCGAGUUGUUGGUCUAUAUAUGAAAAUUCAACCAAUGUAAAAAUAUAUCAAAAAUAUUUAAAAGCCACAAAACCGAAUUCGAAGCGUGCGAAACUAAAAAGAUUCAAAAAAAAAGUUCAAAAAUAAAGCUAAAAACUUUGCAAAUUUUUGGCGGCAGUUUUCCCGUUUUUUUUUGUUGUCAAUUGGCUCAGCGCACCCUGUUUGCAGGUACACAUUGGCCAGAGAGAAUACCCCCAAUCUACGGGAAUGCGCCUAAUUUGCAGCUUUAUCAAAUGGCUGGCGCUGCUGCAGCUGCUGGCUCCCUGUCAGAGUGGACACGUGCAGGAGGCCAAGCGUCACCUACGCGCCGAGCUCCACGACGUCUUGGGCCAUCCCAGCUACUAUGGCAGCCACUGGCACAACGGGCAUCGGGUGCACAGGCUGCGCAUGGCGCACGCUCAUCAGAGAUGGACUGGCCGACGGCGUUCGAUCAAUCAUCAUCAUCCCUUCAGCCGCUGGUCACAGUGGACAACGUGCGAUGAGGAUUGCAUCAGGCGGCGCGAACGCUUCUGCAAGGCCAAGCGAAAAUGUGGACACACGAAGCACGUGGAGCAGCACAAGUGUUUGCAUUGUCAUCCGGCAGUUAAGUGGCAUGCAACAAGCAAUUUGCAACAGCACAAUUUUCCGCAGCAUUAUCCCAAUCCACCAGCAAUUGUUAUAAAUGCUGCAGCAGCUGCAGCGAGUGGGCCGCCCUAUCAGCCGCAUCCAACAGCAGCAUAUGCCCCACCACCGCCCCAGGCACAUCCUCAGCCGCAUCCACAGCCAUAUCCGGAACCACAUCCCCAGCCACAUGCUCCGCCCGAGUUACAGCCUCACCCAUAUCCUCAACCGCAUCCUCUGCCUGAUCCCUAUCCCGUUUCAGAUGAGGACUCUGUUGAGAUAGUGCAUCGAAAGCCUCCAAAUUUUUCAUCAAUUGAAUCCAGUAUAGAGGAGGAGGAGGAGGAGCAAGGUGAAGAGCAGCCGCCUUUCCAUGAAGAUGAUGGCGACUUCUUUGUGCUGAAGCGACAUCGACGCAGGCAGAGACCAGGACACGGCUCGCAGCACAAUUCCAAGCAGAGGAACAGACAAAAGCCCAAAUUUGAUUACAUUGAUGACGAUUUUGAGGACUAUGUGGAAGGCAAAUCCUUAAAGCUUAGGCAACGUUCCUUGGGCAGUGUUGACAAUGGUGGUAUAGAAGGCGAUAUAUUUCAGUACGAGGAUUUCGAUUUCGAGCCGGAAACCCAAUACCCAGACUCGGAAGAGUAUACGGAUGCGCGUAACAUGAGCUGGCAGCCGCCGCCAAAGGAGCGCAAUACGCCAGAUGGAUUGACGCCGCGUCACAGACGCCUCUACUCCAAGUGGAGUCGCUGGACCAAGUGCUCACCAAAGUGCACCACGAGGCGCUAUAAAAAGUGCCGCAUCAGCGAGCAGUGUGGACGCGAGGUGCUGCGAGAGAUCGCCUACUGUUACACAGAGAACAGUUUCUGCCAGCAGUGGCUGCAGGCCCAAGUCCAGAAAACGCCUGCCUAUGAAUCCAGACCUGGUCCAAUUACGGCCAUGCGGCGUAUGCACGCGGAACCAGGCUCUGGAGCACUGAGUCGAAACGAGGUCAAUGUCAUUAUGAGCGGCAAGGGCUAUCGGGGACCGGAGUACGCUCCGCUCAAGCUGCAGUGUGGGCUGGUGCGCACUGGCCACCGCAACAUGUACAACUUGCUGAAAAUCAUAGGCGGCAAGGCUGCACGCAAAGGUGAGUGGCCCUGGCAGGUGGCCAUCUUCAAUCGGUUCAAGGAGGCCUUCUGCGGUGGCACUCUAAUCGCACCGCUCUGGGUGCUGACCGCCGCUCACUGUGUGCGCAAGGUGCUCUACGUGCGCUUCGGAGAGCACAAUCUGGACUAUGAGGAUGGCACCGAGGUGCAGCUGCGCGUACUCAAGAGCUAUAAGCAUCCGAGCUUCGACAAGCGCACCGUGGACAGCGAUGUCGCCCUGUUGCGUCUACCCAAGCCGGUUAAUGCCACUAGUUGGAUUGGCUACUCCUGCUUGCCGCGCCCUUAUCAGCCGCUGCCCAAGAAUGUGGACUGCACAGUCAUUGGCUGGGGCAAGAGGCGCAACCGUGAUGUGGUGGGCACCAGCGUCCUGCAUCAGGCGGAUGUACCCAUUAUACCCAUGGAGAACUGUCGCAGCGUCUAUCAUGACUAUACCAUAACGAAGAACAUGUUCUGUGCUGGGCAUCGUCGUGGUCGCAUCGACACCUGUGCAGGUGACUCGGGCGGUCCGCUGCUGUGUCGCGACUCUACCAAAGCGAAUCAUCCCUGGACCAUCUUCGGCAUCACCUCUUUUGGCGACGGCUGCGCCAAGCGCAAUAAGUUCGGCAUCUAUGCCAAGGUGCCCAACUACGUGGAUUGGGUCUGGUCGGUGGUCAACUGCAAUGGCAACUGCAAGUUGCACUAGUUUGGAUGAUCGUGAUUCGUUAAUCCUUGCCAACAUAGUUAUAUUCAAUUAGCCAGUAAGUCGUUAUGUUUCAGAGGCUGUGAGAUACUUAUUAACUUUUAAGCCCACAAGCUGGGCCAACUCAUUCUGUAAAUACAAUUAGGCACUCAUUUAAGUCACGUUUGAAUGUUUUCUUUUCUCUAACUAAAUAUAAUUUAUUUAUUAUCUCGACUUUAUAUAAAGCCUAGAUUAAUGUGAAACAGAAUUGAGUGCAGUUUGUGAUUUCUAUAGAAAAUUCUGUUUAAAUUGUUACUAAACAGAGACACUCUUUUAGAAUGCAAGCAACAGGCGUGUUUACUGCAACAAAAUAUUUCAUGUUUAUUAUCGGAUUCACGUGUAGUAUGUAUCCGAACAAUUGGUGCUAUUGUUGGUCUGCAAUUUCUGGGAAAUCAGAUAUGGAAAACAACCUUUUAACCUGCGGGUAUAUAUCAAUUCGAAUAAAAAUAACAAAUGGGAGAGUCACAAAUCAAAGGUACGCAUCACAUAUAGUAAUACCCUAUA